Molecule: messenger RNA, 3680 nt
Organism: Suricata suricatta (meerkat)
Lineage: Eukaryota; Metazoa; Chordata; Mammalia; Carnivora; Herpestidae
Gene: ANO1
Product: anoctamin 1
Exons: 25
Coding region: 1-2778 (925 amino acids)
Biological process (GO): chloride transmembrane transport
Cellular component (GO): plasma membrane
Molecular function (GO): chloride channel activity; protein dimerization activity
Source: RefSeq, a predicted model, not a curated record
AUGACAUGUCCCCCGCCUUCAGGAAAGCUGCUGAACUCGCUGUCCGUGGACCCCGACGCCGAGUGCAAGCACGGCCUCUACUUCCGGGACGGCAGGCGGAAGGUGGACUACAUCCUGGUGUACCACCCCAAGCGGACGUCGGGCAGCAGGACCCUGGCCAGGAGGGUGCAGCACGCCAACACCGUCCCCACGGCCCGCGGCGCCCGGCAGGACCAGCCGCUGCCCGGCAAGGGGGGCGUGGGGGCGGCGGGGGGCCCCGAGCCCCCGAUGGACUACCAUGAGGACGACAAGCGUUUCCGCAGGGAGGAGUAUGAGGGGAACCUGCUGGAGGCCGGCCUGGAGCUGGAGCGGGACGAGGAGACCAAAAUUCACGGGGUUGGCUUCGUAAAAAUCCACGCGCCCUGGAACGUGCUGUGCAGAGAGGCCGAGUUCCUGAAACUGAAGAUGCCGACGAGGAAGCUCUAUCACAUCAACGAGACCCGUGGCCUCCUGAGAAAGAUCAACUCCGUGCUUCAGAAGAUCACGGACCCCAUCCAGCCCAAGGUGGCGGAGCACAGACCCCAGACCACAAAGAGACUCUCUUACCCCUUCUCCCGGGAGAAGCAGCACCUAUUUGACCUGUCCGACAAGGAUUCCUUUUUUGACAGCAAAACCCGAAGCACAAUCGUCUAUGAAAUCCUGAAAAGAACAACGUGUACCAAGGCCAAGUACAGCAUGGGUAUCACCAGCCUGCUGGCCAAUGGUGUUUACUCGGCUGCCUACCCCCUGCACGACGGAGACUACGAAGGCGAAAACGUGGAGUUCAACGACAGAAAACUCCUGUACCAAGAGUGGGCGAGUUACGGCGUCUUCUAUAAGUACCAGCCCAUCGACCUGGUCAGGAAGUACUUUGGCGAGAAGAUCGGCCUGUACUUCGCCUGGCUGGGCGUCUACACGCAGAUGCUCAUCCCCGCGUCCGUGGUCGGGGUCAUCGUCUUCCUGUACGGAUGUGCCACCGUCGACGAGAACAUCCCCAGCAUGGAGAUGUGUGACCAGAGACACAACAUCACCAUGUGCCCGCUGUGUGACAAGACGUGCAGCUACUGGAAGAUGAGCUCGGCCUGCGCCACGGCCCGGGCCAGCCACCUCUUCGACAACCCCGCCACCGUGUUCUUCUCCAUCUUCAUGGCCCUCUGGGCCGCCACCUUCAUGGAGCACUGGAAACGGAAACAGAUGCGGCUCAACUACCGCUGGGACCUCACGGGCUUCGAGGAGGAGGAGGAGGCCGUCAAGGAUCAUCCCAGAGCCGAAUAUGAAGCCAGAGUUUUGGAGAAGUCGCUGAGGAAAGAAUCCAAAAGCAAAGAGACGGACAGGGUGAAGCUGACCUGGAGAGAUCGGUUCCCAGCCUACGUCACCAACUUGGUCUCCAUUGUGUUCAUGAUCGCCGUGACCUUCGCCAUCGUCCUGGGAGUCAUCAUCUACAGGAUCUCCACGGCGGCUGCCUUGGCCAUGAACUCCUCCCCGUCCGUGCGCUCCAACAUCCGGGUCACGGUCACGGCCACCGCGGUCAUCAUCAACCUGGUGGUCAUCAUCCUCCUGGACGAGGUGUACGGCUGCAUCGCCAGGUGGCUCACCCAGAUCGAGGUUCCAAAGACAGAGAAAAGCUUCGAGGAGAGGCUCAUCUUCAAGGCGUUCCUGCUGAAGUUCGUGAACUCCUACACCCCCAUCUUCUACGUGGCUUUCUUCAAAGGCCGGUUUGUCGGCCGCCCAGGCGACUACGUGUACAUUUUCCGUUCCUUCCGGAUGGAGGAGUGUGCCCCAGGUGGCUGCCUCAUGGAGCUCUGUAUCCAGCUCAGCAUCAUCAUGCUCGGCAAGCAGCUCAUUCAGAACAACCUGUUUGAGAUCGGCAUCCCGAAAAUGAAGAAGUUCAUCCGCUACCUGAGGCUGAGGCGCCAGAGCCCCUCCGACCACGAGGAGUACGGGAAGAGGAGGCAGCGCUACGAGGUGGAUUAUACGCUGGAGCCCUUUGCAGGCCUCACCCCGGAGUACAUGGAGAUGAUAAUCCAGUUUGGCUUUGUCACCUUGUUCGUCGCGUCCUUCCCCCUGGCCCCGCUGUUCGCGCUGCUGAAUAACAUCAUCGAGAUCCGCCUGGACGCCAAGAAGUUCGUCACCGAGCUGCGCAGGCCGGUGGCCGUCAGAGCCAAAGACAUUGGAAUCUGGUACAACAUUCUCCGAGGUGUCGGGAAGCUGGCUGUCAUCAUCAACGCGUUCGUGAUCUCCUUCACGUCCGACUUCAUCCCCCGCCUGGUCUACUUGCACAUGUACAGUCAGGACGGGACCAUGCGCGGCUUCGUCAACCACACGCUGUCCGCCUUCAACGUCAGCGACUUCCAGAACGGCACGGCGCCCAGCGAGCCCCUGGGCCUGGGCUACGAGGUGCAGAUCUGCAGGUACAAGGACUACCGGGAGCCCCCGUGGUCGGAGCACAAGUACGACAUCUCCAAGGACUUCUGGGCCGUGCUGGCCGCCCGGCUGGCCUUUGUCAUCGUCUUCCAGAACCUGGUCAUGUUCAUGAGCGACUUCGUGGACUGGGUCAUCCCGGACAUCCCCAAGGACAUCAGCCAGCAGAUCCACAAGGAGAAGGUGCUCAUGGUGGAGCUGUUCAUGCGGGAGGAGCAGGACAAGCAGCAGCUGCUGGACGCCUGGACGGAGAAGGACCGGAAGAAGGACCGGCCCCCCGACAGCCACGGCCCCGGAGCCUGCCUGGACCGGCCCGGGCACCCUGCGGACGCCCUGUAGCUGCCCCGGCCUCCGGGCCCUGCGGCUCCCGGACCACCUUCUGAUAGGACGUUCUCCUGUCUUUCUUCUGUUUCUUUUUUUCCUCGUUUUUGCACAAAACCAUUACGCAGGGAAUCUUUUUAUCUUUAGUGUUCAAGGGUGAUCAGAAUGACCGCUGGGGACAGGGCCAUGACACGCGGGCACGCGGGCGCUUUGCAGAAACACUUGGUGGGGACCGAGGGUCUCCUUCGCGGCGGAGCGUGAGCAGAGCCUCCGGGACGACCCUUCCUAAUCCGCCUGAUGCCUUCAGAGAGAUGCGAAAAGAUGCCCCAACGCUCCGGGCGGACGCCGCGCGGCCCCCGAGGGAGAGCGGAGAACCGAGGUCGACGCCGGUCCCCAAGGCGUCCCCUGCGCUGGGUCAGAAAAGUCUGGCGGCUUUUCAUCGUUUUCGGUUCAGAAACCACGUCACUCUGGCCAGAAAGAGGGGCCUGUGGGCUUAGAAGUUCCUUGUGAAGCCUAACAGGGCUCAGGGUCCCGACCCCCGGCUGCGGGGGCCCACCGUCACCCGCCGUCAGCCGCACACCUGCUCGGCCCCCGCGAGCCGGCCUCAGGAUGGUGCGACGGAAAACACAAGGAAAGGAAACCGGGCCGACAGGCAAAUGAGCAGAGAGCCAGGACCUCGAAGGCAUUUCUGAGGACGGCUCCAGGUUUCACGAAGUCUUAAGGCAUCGGGAAAACAUUUGCAGCUUUAGAAUAUUUAUUAGGCUUUUAAUAAAUCAGUUCUCUGGUGGAUGUGAGGGUUUUUUCCUGUAGCUCAGAGGUGGAAGGAAUUUAUUUUAUUAGUUAGCCAACUAUCAUUGAGAGGAAUUUAAAAUACUGUUGCUACCAAAGAUUUUUAUUAAUAAAGGCUUCUAUUUUGGUAA